Dermatophagoides farinae (American house dust mite) is the source of this 840-nucleotide messenger RNA. RefSeq names its product 30S ribosomal protein S12 technical knockout (gene tko). The record is from RefSeq and is a predicted model, not a curated record. Gene Ontology annotation, molecular function: structural constituent of ribosome. Gene Ontology annotation, biological process: translation. Lineage: Eukaryota; Metazoa; Arthropoda; Arachnida; Sarcoptiformes; Pyroglyphidae. Gene Ontology annotation, cellular component: small ribosomal subunit; ribosome.
AAAUUUUUACAUGUGAUUUUUUUUUUCACUUUAAUUCGAGAUUCUUUGCAUCAAUUUUUUUUCAACUGGAAAAAAUUAUCCAUCGAUUGUUGGGAUAUUACUCACAUAAAUAUUGAAUUCAAAUUAUAACAUCAUGUUUCGAUCAUUAUGGAAUGGUUUUAGUGUGAUUGGCUCGAAAUUUUUUCUUCCAAAAUGUUCAAGUUUUAAUCAUUUUCCAGAAUCGAAUCUAAAUUUAAUAACAAACAGGUUUGAACUUAUAAAACGUUCAUUAAUGAUCGAAUCUUUUCAUGGUCAGAAAACAACGUCCGUAAACACAGCAUCGAAUCAGGGACAGCAAAAAUUUGUUGAAAUUCAUUCGCAUCCAUUUGUUGGUACACGAGAAGAUUGGGAAGAAGAACGAUUUCUAUUACGUAUUCAUAAAGCUGGACCUAAAGAAAGACAUGUACGACGACAUCCAUUAGAUAAUCGACAACAGAUGCGUGGUGUAGUGUUGAAAACAUUGAUUCGUAAGCCAAAAAAACCAAAUUCAGCUAAUCGUAAAUGUGUACUAUUACGAUUAUCAAAUGGCAAAGAGGUUACAGCAUUUGUACCAGGUGAAGGACAUAAUCUACAAGAACAUAGUGUUGUUUUAGUACAAAAGAAACGGGUUCGUGAUGUUCCUGGUUUGAAAAUUCGUGUCAUUCGUGGUGCAUAUGAUUGUGCUCAUGUUACUAAAAAUAAAUAGAUCAUCAUCUACAAAAAAAAAUAAUGUUGAUGUUUAUAUUUAUUAUUGUUAGCAAUCAAUAGAUGAAUUGUUUAAUGUUUAUUUUGUAAAUAAAAAAAAAUCAUUUAAUUUGAAAA